Cyprinus carpio (common carp) is the source of this 1617-nucleotide messenger RNA. RefSeq names its product solute carrier family 35 member A1 (gene slc35a1). The record is from RefSeq and is a predicted model, not a curated record. Gene Ontology annotation, molecular function: pyrimidine nucleotide-sugar transmembrane transporter activity. Gene Ontology annotation, cellular component: Golgi membrane. The transcript has 8 exons. Gene Ontology annotation, biological process: pyrimidine nucleotide-sugar transmembrane transport. The coding region runs from base 153 to 1166 and encodes 337 amino acids. NCBI's taxonomy places the organism in Eukaryota, Metazoa, Chordata, Actinopteri, Cypriniformes, Cyprinidae.
AUGUCUCCCGGUGUGUGUAGCCGGAAGUGCCCGUGUGUCGCUCCUGACGCUGGCGUGGACUUCAUUCGUGUUGGAAACAGAAAUGCAGACAGACGCCCUGAUCAGAAGAUUAUCGAUUAUUGUAAACACUGAUUAACCGACAGAAUUCAGUCAUGGCGAGCGAGUCCGUGAGUGUGGUCUUCAAGAUCUACUGCCUGACCGUCAUGACCCUGAUCGCCGCCGCGUACACCGUGGCUCUCCGGUACACCAGAACCGUGUCCUCAGACCUGUACUUCUCCACCACCGCCGUGUGUGUGACCGAGAUCAUCAAACUGCUGCUGAGCCUGGGGAUGCUGCUCAGGGAGACGGGAGGCUUGGGCCGGUGCAGAAGUGCAGUGGUCAGCCACAUUUUCAAGAGUCCGGUGGAGCUGCUGAAGCUGAGCGUGCCGUCGGUCGUCUACGCCAUCCAGAACAACAUGGCCUUCGUGGCCUUAAGCAACCUGGAUGCUGCCGUCUAUCAGGUGACGUAUCAGCUGAAGAUCCCCUGUACGGCGCUGUGUACGGUGCUGAUGCUCAGCCGCUCUCUGAGCCGCCUGCAGUGGUUCUCCGUCUUCAUGCUGUGUGGAGGAGUCACGCUGGUGCAGUGGACACCGCCGCUGUCCACCAAAGUCCAGGUGGAGCAGAACCCGUUCCUGGGCUUCGUGGCGAUCGCGGUGGCGGUGCUCUGCUCCGGGUUUGCAGGUGUGUACUUUGAGAAGGUCCUGAAGAGUUCGGACACGUCUCUGUGGGUGCGAAACAUCCAGAUGUACCUGUCGGGAAUCGUGGUGACCCUCAUAGGGGUCUUCAUGACAGACGGGGCUCAAGUGUUGGAGAAGGGCUUCUUCUACGGAUACACGCCGUGGGUCUGUUUAGUCGUCUUUUUGGCUAGCGUGGGAGGAAUGUACACAUCUGUGGUGGUGAAAUACACCGAUAACAUCAUGAAGGGCUUCUCUGCGGCCGCUGCCAUUGUUCUGUCCACCGUGGCGUCCGUCGUUCUCUUCGGCCUGCAGAUCACGGCGACGUUCCUCACAGGAGCGCUGCUGGUGUGUGUGUCCAUCUACCUGUACGGCCUGCCCAAACAAGACACCAGCAGACUGCAGAAGCCCAGCGCAGACCGAGAGGACAAGCAGAAGCUCAUCUCCGUCUGAUGAAGGUCCUCUGCUGACUGCACUACACCAGGAGCGAGGAGAAGCGCUGAGUGCUCCGUGCCGGUGGAGGAGGGUGGGAGUGGGCUCUGGGAAGGACUGGAACACUUCAGUUUUGUUAUUUUUCUCUCUCUGUAUAAUUUCAUUUGUAGGUUUUAAUGCAGAUAUACUGAUGCCAAAACACUAUGUGCACUUCAGACAGGUUUGUGUUUAGAUUGCCAAUGCUAUUUGUUCAAGUGUUCUUAAAUAUUGACGUAAACGGAGCGGCUUCGGGAAGCCGACUUGUUUUAAUUACGGAGCAGAUGUUGAAUCCUGUGUUUAGGGUACGCCUCUUGAUCCGGGACCGGCUCUGUAUGGGUUUAUGAGGCAGAGCUUUGCUCUUAUGGACCGAUGUGUUUGCACAAAGCAUCUGAAUCCACAGACUUGAUUAAACAUGAGACGGUCCUGUACUGUA